Marasmius oreades (fairy-ring Marasmius) is the source of this 685-nucleotide messenger RNA. RefSeq lists its product as uncharacterized. Bases 234 to 473 code for a protein of 79 amino acids. The record is from RefSeq and is a predicted model, not a curated record. NCBI's taxonomy places the organism in Eukaryota, Fungi, Basidiomycota, Agaricomycetes, Agaricales, Marasmiaceae. The transcript has 4 exons.
UAUCGGGUCUCCGAUCGCUGCGGGUACUUUGAGCUAUCCUCUCAUCUGCCGCUAUCGCAGUCAUGCUCAGAUACUUACAGCCGAUCAUCAUUCGAGUGUUUUGGCCUUCGACGUGAAUAGUCCACAAUCGAGUGCUCCCCGUUAACGCGAUUUCUCGUUCCAGCUUAUCAUGUCCUGGUCCACUCCAUUUCGGUCGUUGGUCAUGGGCCAUUAACGACAGUUUCGCUUUUACAAUGUUCACACGUGUGCUAAUCAUCCUCUCUACUUCUCACCUGGUCAACAAAAACAAUAUGAUCUAUGCUGCUGUUUCCGUUGGAGGUUUGAUGUUGAUUGCUGAGUUGACGUGGGUGCUUUGGGGGGCGGUAUCGCUUCAAAGGACCCGUUCAUACGAGCAGUCGGUUGAUGGGAAAACGGAGUAUGGACUCAAGUACACAGAGUUUAUGAAUGGGAUAGAGGUCGACGAAGGUUACUGACUCGUUCUACCCACGCGUGACUCUUGGACAGUGGAAGCUGACGAGGUCGGGAGGAAGUUCAAGACGUAUUGGUACCCUGAGAUGUUUUUCAGCUAGAAAGAGAAAGAGGACUGCACCUGCGGUGAUUUACACUUCUUUUGUUACCUCAGCAAACUCCAUGUCGUCGUCAGAAGUGGCAAUCCGAGAAUGGAUAUUCCAAAAGUCGCAUGUAA